Messenger RNA from Tilletiopsis washingtonensis, 396 nucleotides. RefSeq lists its product as hypothetical. Gene Ontology annotation, biological process: fungal-type cell wall polysaccharide metabolic process. Gene Ontology annotation, cellular component: fungal-type cell wall. NCBI's taxonomy places the organism in Eukaryota, Fungi, Basidiomycota, Exobasidiomycetes, Entylomatales. The transcript has 2 exons. The annotation marks the transcript as partial. The record is from RefSeq and is a predicted model, not a curated record.
GGCUUCAACGAGAUGGACUUUGUCGGCGAAGGCUCGUCGGGCGGCUCGGCGUUCAGCAAAUACGUCGAUGUGUGGAACAACAUCAUUGUGCCAAAGGCGACGGGCGACACGCUGCUCAUCUCGCCCAGCUCGGCGUACCAGGCGUACGAAAAGCAGGUCGGCUGGUUCAUCGGCAACGUGACGCGCAAGCCCGACAUUCUCAGCGUGCACAUCUUCCAGGACACGGCGGAGAAGGCGCUCAAGAUCCUCGAGCACUACCGCAAGUACAAGAUGCCCAUGUGGAUCACCGAGCUGGCGUGCAUCAACUACGAGGGCCCGACGCGCUACUGCUCGCAGGACGAGACCAACACCUUCUGGCAGACGAUCAUCCCGAAGCUCGAGGCCGACAAGGAUGUG